GGUAGGGGAGUGAAGGAGCGCAGACAGGAUGUUGACACUUCUUUCAGGAGGGAAAUGAAACUGUUUGGGAAACUUUGGGGUGCAGAGAGAGGAAGGACUGUUUCUCACUUCCUGUAUAUUACACUCUCCCUCGCUCUCACUCCCUCACUUCCUCCCGCUCUCUCCUUCAUCCCGGACAUGAGUGCUAGACGGCUGGUGACAUGGGUGGUGAUGGUGAUGGUGAUGGUGAUGGUGGUGACGGCGGAGGCUAAAACGCUGGAGGAGUGGAUGGAGGUUCCUGCGGUUGAUGGUGAUGAUGGUAAGGGUGAGAGAUGGAGCAGAGGCAGCGGGAAGGAGAGGAAUGAUAAUGAUAAUGAAGUGACAGGCAGUGAUGAUGACAGUGGGACAAGUUACAGUGACAAAUAUGAUGAGAUGACAUACAGAAACACAGGUAGGGAGCAUGACAGUGAGAUGAGUUACAGUGACAAGGAGAAAGAAAAUGAUAGUGAGACUUAUAAUGCAGACACAGAUGAUAACAGUGACAUGAAUAGCAAUGAGAAUGAGUUGGAUGGCAGUGGUGAGGUGCAUCAGGAGGAGGAAGAUGAGGAGGACAAAAAGGAGAAGAAAAGACUCACCAUAACUUUCAUAAACACAACUCACUCACCAACAAACACCACAGACUCACACCAGCCUCGACUUCUCGGUCACCUGCACUAUUUACUCAAGCCGAUCAUUGACGUUUUCUUGUACACAUUCACCAACACUCAUGAACCCCCCAGUGAACCACUCGAACCACCUGAGACACCCCUGCCACUCCUUCCACUACCCAGAAACCUUCCAUCUCAGUCACUCUCAACACCCAUACCCAGAUCUGGUACACCAACACCAUCACCACCACUAUUAAAUCUGUCGCCGUCAUCACAAACGGCCCCCACAACCUCAGGGCAAUUUAAACCUUACUGCAAGGUGUGUAUAAGGGCCACAUCGCAUGCUAAGCCACAACUACCUCCUCUCCUCUUGUUCCUGAUGGGGAGGCUGAACAAAACUACACAAACCGAUCGAAGAAGGAAGGAGGCCGGAAGAGUACAUAGAAAGAAGGAAAAUGUGAAGCAGACAGACAAGGAUGAUCAUAAACUUAAACAGAAACGCCGUAUUCUUAUCAAUCACAGGUCCUCAUCACCUGCACCUUUUCAGCGUCAAAAUAAAGAUUUUCCCGUGCCUCUGCCUGCAAUGAAGAGAGAAAAGGAGCUGCGGAAGGAAAAUAUAAAGAGAAGACAUAAGAGAAGCAUUCAAUACAAAGACAGCAAGGAAGAAGAUGAAACGGAGGAUGGUGCAAGAAAGAAUGGAAAGAGAAGAGGGAAACAUAACAAACACACGGAGAAGGAGUACAUAAAGAAAGAAGGUCCAGAAAGUUACUCAGAAGAAAGUAGACACGAAAGGCAACGAGAGGCAGCACCAAGAAACAAAGCGAAAUCAAGACCCAAAUAUUCCUCAGCAGAAAUGACGACUGGAAGAUUUAAACCCAAAGAAGUUAAGCCAAAGGACGCAAACUUCCAGAAACACAAAGAAAAUGAUGAAGUCGAGGAAUUUUCAAGUCAAAGAGAUGCGUUUAAAAAGCACUUGAAUCACCCACAUAAGGAGACAGGUAAAUUAAGCCACACCUGGAAGAAGAAGAGACGCGGCACUACUGACGAUGGGAAAGCUAACAGACUAACGAAGCAGGAGGAAGACAUGCUAGCAGCGGUGAAUGAAAUAUACAACCCACCACUUUUGAAAUACGUGGAUGUAGACGGUAUGCUGGCGGAAGAUAACGAUAGCACGAUGAAGAAAGAUGGCGAUGAAAAGGGUGGGAGUUAUGCUACAUCAAGUGAUAAAGAGGGUGAGGAAGAAGGUAAAAAGGCUGACAUUGAUGCUGCCGCUGCGGACGAAAGAGAAGACAAGAAUAUUGAUGAAAAUUAUGAGUAUGAUUAUGAGUACUAUGAUUCAGAUAUCACGGGGACAACUCAGGAGAAGGUCAUGCGUGAGGAAACUAAACAGGACCAAGAAGGGAAUGUUCAAGAUGACGAGAAAGAUGAAGAUGAAAAAUACAACCACCAGAGUGCUUCGGUGGAUGAAGGAAAGGUAGAUAAAGAGAAAAAAGACGGAAGCCACAAGUAUAAAUAUGAAAACGAAGAUGCAGAAAUGAGUGAAGAACAGGACUAUGAGAAUGGACAUGCCGAUGGUGAUGUAAGUUACGAGGAAGAGGUGAAGGGCGAGAGUGAAGUGAAGGCAGACGAAGCGGUGGCUGUUGACACUGAUGCAGAUGUGAAUGAAGGGCGGGAAGACGAAGAAAACGGCAAAUUACAUUACUAUCAACACUACUACGAGGAUAGAAAACGGAAUGAUAAAGUGAACGACGUGCCAACUGACCCUGGAGUUACUGAAGACGAAGCAGGAGCAGCAGAAGCGGCAGCAUAUAGUAGACAGACAUACGAACGGACACCCAUGCUUGUAACACGUGCGUGGCAGAGUAACCCAACUUUUCCACCGCCCUCUAUCAUCAGUAACGCCCUCGAAAUACCUGGCGGCGCUGUACCUGAGGCCAAUCAGUACCUAGGGCCCCCAGUCUCGCCACAGGUAGACCCCCUUACGGCCAGGACUGUGGAGAGCAUCCUGGCGGGACUCAAACCUGGAAUGGUGCCGAGUUUAGGGCCAGGAAUGGGACCAGGAAUGGGGCCACAAAUCAAACCAGACAUGCUCUCAGGUAUAUUGCCGGGAAUGGGAUCAGGAAUAGGGCCACAAAUUAAGCCAGGUAUGAUGCCAGAUACAGUGCCAGGAAUGGGACAAGGAAUAGUAUCUGGUAUGAAGACAAGAACAGUGCCAAAUUACGUGCCAGGAAUGGGAUUAGGAACAGGGCCAAAUAUAAGGACAGGAAUAGAGCCAAGUAUAAAUUCUCAAACACAACUUGCCAUGCUGCAGGGAAUGGGACCAGGCACAGUGCCAUAUAUGGGAGCAAGUAUGGGGUAUGUUCCACAAGGAAUAGGGUUAGGAAUGAGUCAGUUGGGGAUUGGAAUGGGACUUGGAAUGGGACCAGGAGUGGGGCAGGGGUGGCAGGGGUGGAGGCAGCAGUGGGCAGUACCGGUAGGGUGGGCGGGGGCGGGGCGGAGAGCAUCCUGGCCACGCUCCUCGAGGGACUGGUGGCCGAGAAUGGUGAGUGUGAAGGGGCAGGACAGGAGGCGCCGUGGAGGGUAGGUGAGGGACUGAGGCAUGCAAAUAGACAGACAGACUCACACACACACACACACACACACACACACACACACACACACACACACACACACACAGGGAGAGAGAUAAAAAGUAAAGAAAAAAAUGAAUAGCUAAACAGAUAAACAUAUAAACAAACACAUUAGGAAGACAGACAUAAACACUCAGACAGAUGGACAGCUAGACAGACAGAUAAGCAGGUACACAACACACAGAUGGAUAAAUAGACAGGUUAACAGAUAGACAGAUAAAUAGAUAAACAAACUGAUAUAUAGAUAAAGGAAAUGAAGAAAAGUCGUAUAUAACCCAUAAAAUAAUAAUAAUGAUAAUAAUAACAAUAAUAAUAAUAAUAAUAACAAAAAUAAUAUCACGCUUCAAA
Messenger RNA from Scylla paramamosain (green mud crab), 3604 nucleotides. RefSeq lists its product as uncharacterized. The transcript has 3 exons. NCBI's taxonomy places the organism in Eukaryota, Metazoa, Arthropoda, Malacostraca, Decapoda, Portunidae. The record is from RefSeq and is a predicted model, not a curated record. The coding region runs from base 55 to 3210 and encodes 1051 amino acids.